ACCGGGUUUCCCAGAGUCAGUGACGUCGAAGUGUUCGCCCCAAGAAGCUGCCCUCCUUUCGGGAAGCAGUGUCUCCUUUUCGUGUCCGUGGCGUGUGUGUGUGUGUGUGUCUUUUCCGUAUUAUUUUCACACUGAAAGAUUACAAUAUUUCAAUCCAGCGCGUGAUUUCUCUCUCCCGUUUGUGUCCUGCUCGAACUCCUUCCCUGUUGCUUAUCUGUGUCGUGUUGUGUACAUCAUUCGGAUCUCUUCGUCGUCGUCGGAUUUGUCGCCAUUAUCAACAAGUUGUUGGAUUGAUUUUCCUGUGUUUUUUUUUCUUGUGUUGCUGUGGAAAAGCGCUGAACUUUCAAAUAUUGUCAUCGCUGCCGACGGGAGAUAGAUUUUAAUCAGCAGAAGCAAUUUCCGGUUUCGGUCAACUUGACUUGGAGUGUCCUUUUGGCAGGACCCUGGGACGAGGGUUUCGAACCCAGCUUAAGCCACAGAUUUGCACUUCUUUUUUCACUUUCUUUUUUUGGUUGGUGGAUGAAAAUAUGAACAAGAUAUGGGUUGCCUUCGCGGUGUUUGGCGCAAUAUCGGUGCUGCCCGCGAGUGGUCGGAUCGUCAAGCGGAGCUACUCGGACCAGAGUGUGCGCGGAUAUCUGACGGAGAGAACCUGCUGGUGGAACGAAGUCUGCAAGGAGGAAUUUCAGCAGCUAUUCCGCUGUAGGUGCCCCCAGUGGUCCUAUUGCAGGUCCCCGGGUCGCUACUACAACGCGUACUGCUCCAUGACCAACACCGGCUACAUCUGGACACAGCCCACCUGGGACUGGGAAACGGCCUAACACACUGCCGGGGAAGUGUCUUCGUUAUUCCUGAAUUUGUAAGCUCAGCUCAUGUUUUUCGUGAAACAGAUCCAGGUGUGUUGAAAGGUGGCUAGCACCGGUAGACAUGUACUCACAGCCAAAGUUUGAGUUAUACUUUUCGGAUGUUUUUAGUUAUUUUGAAUGGUUACAACAAUAAUAGUUUUUAUUUUUGGUAGUUCAUUUUGCGACCAAAUUAGUAAGAGCAUAAACAUCAUCAGCGAAAUAUAUGACAAACAAUGCACAUUUGCGCGUAUUACAUAGAGACCAAAUAUUUUAGAUAGAUUUAUAGGAAACAAAAGAAGAAUGCUGCAAAAAUCAGACCAUUACCGUAGGACUUGAUCAGAGCGUAGGCUAGUGCGUUAUAUACACAUGAUAUUGCAAUUAUCAUUAUUCGUUGAACGAUACGUUUCACAAGGUGAAAAACUAAAUGGGAAUCAACUAAUGGAUUUAAUCAAUUGGCUAAUUAUAAUGAACGUUGUAAGAAUUAAUCAUAUCAGGCAGCAGAUUACAAAAAAAUAAAAAAAAAAUGUUCAGAAAAUAUUCAACUUAGCUGUUUUGUUCAACGACAUAUCUCGGCUUAUCAAAGAAUAAAACACAUCAUCGAAAAAUUAGAAAAAGAGUGCAAAAUUCAAUCCAAAAAAAAAAUCAUUUCAAAAAUGUUUCCUCACUCAAAACAAACAAUACAAAAAAUCAAAUCAAAAUCUAUAUCAAAAUCCACAAAAAAGGAAUGUUUCACUGUGAGUAGAAUAGCGUUGAGUUUGGUGGUUAUACGCAGAAACAGUAUUAUGAGUACCCUUGCAGGAUGAGCUGGAGACCGUUUGCACUAACGAUUAUGGCCUAUUAAAGUGCAAGCUUUGAGCGCCCUCCCCAUGACACACAAAAGAGCCUCAGCAAACGCGUUUGUGCAAGCAAAUUAUUAAAGACAAAAUAAACGAUUUCGAUUAUAAGAAACGAUUCAAGUGAAGAGAUUUCAAAUAAUAAAUCCAUUAUAUAUGCAAUUA
Messenger RNA from Culex quinquefasciatus (southern house mosquito), 1840 nucleotides. RefSeq lists its product as uncharacterized. The transcript has 4 exons. Lineage: Eukaryota; Metazoa; Arthropoda; Insecta; Diptera; Culicidae. The record is from RefSeq and is a predicted model, not a curated record. Bases 528 to 818 code for a protein of 96 amino acids.